This is a messenger RNA of Oryzias latipes (Japanese medaka), 2848 nucleotides long. RefSeq names its product ERI1 exoribonuclease family member 2 (gene eri2). The record is from RefSeq and is a predicted model, not a curated record. Gene Ontology annotation, molecular function: zinc ion binding; 3'-5'-RNA exonuclease activity; nucleic acid binding. NCBI's taxonomy places the organism in Eukaryota, Metazoa, Chordata, Actinopteri, Beloniformes, Adrianichthyidae.
UUUCGCUAUCAUGUGUUAAAUGAGUUCGACUUCGUGUACUUACAGAGGCAACUAAUCAACUUCAGAGUGAAGCUCAGGCGCGUUUUGAAAAGAGAAGCGGGAUCACGAGAACAGAUUCUCUGUGGUUGAUUAUACACAUUAACAAUUUUUUAAGAUAAUGAUGGCAAAUAUGACUCCAGAUUCCAUUUAGGUAACAACCAUGUCUACAAAGAAACUAGCAAAGAAAUUAGGAUUAGUGAGGCAGAGGAAGAAACAUGUUUCUGCAUCCAAAAAAGUUAUAUCAAAUCAAAUAUUUUCAUACCUGAUUGUGAUCGACUUUGAGUCCACUUGCUGGAGGGAGAAAAACACCUCCAGUCAAGAAAUCAUUGAGUUCCCAGCUGUCCUGCUAAACACCUCCACGGGGGACAUCGAUUCCGAGUUUCACACUUUUGUUCAGCCCCAGGAGCACCCUACUCUUUCUGAGUUCUGCACUGAGCUGACCGGAAUUACGCAGGUGCAGGUGGAAGCUGGUCUCCCCCUUCAGAUAUGCUUGUCACGCUUCACCCGCUGGCUACAGAGCCUGCAGCUGGAGAUGGGAUUCACCUUUCCUAACAAACAACAGGGAUCUUCUUCCUCUUUGUCUACACAAAAGCUUUGCACGUUCCUCACAUGGUCAGACUGGGAUCUUGGAGUUUGCUUGCAGUAUGAAUGUAAACGCAAACAGCUUCACAAACCUGAUGUCUUCAACAACUGGAUCGACCUGAGAAGUACUUACAGGCUCUGGUAUAACAGGAAACCCAAAGGCCUGAACGGCGCACUGCAGGAUCUAGGAUUACAGUUUGAUGGCAGAGAGCAUUCUGGUUUGGAUGAUGCCAGAAAUACAGCUCGGCUGGCAGCCAAAAUGAUGAGGGACGGCUGUGUCAUGAAGAUCACUCGGAGUUUGGACAGGACUCCAGUCGUGGUCAAAGGGGUGACGGGAAACGCUACCCGUCUGACGAACAACACAAAAGAAAAACUGACCGUCAGCAAAAAUGAAACCGGGCCGUCCACCAGCAAACCGCUUUGUGCUAAACUUUGUCAACAACAGACGUUUCUAAAGAAGAAGAGUGAAAGUUCGGUCGUGGCGGCGGGCUCCGAUUCGCUGUCCGUUCAAAAGUUCGAAAGCCUCAUUUCCCCAAAGACGCUACUGAACGUCCCAGCAGCAGCGCUGUGGGGUCACACUCACACCCCAGGUACUGGUGCCCGCCUCUCUGCUCCCAUGAACCUUCACUCAACACACAACAGCAGCAGCCAUGUUUUGUGUUCCACCACUAUUAGCUGCUUGACUGAUGGACCUCAAGUAAAUCAGCCCUCCAGUACAGUGUCUGCGGAUGACGUGGAGGAUGUGGAGCUUCUCGUGGACCUAGAAGAGCGUUGUGGUUCAUAUGAUGAUGUUGUGUUGGAGUGUGGAGGAAAUGAGGUAGACGAUGAUACUGAAGUGCUAGAUGUUGAUACUGGGAUCUAUGAUGAGGAAGAGUCUGACAAUUCACACUCAUCCAGGAAUUGUGCCAUAGUGGAGGUCAAAUUAAAGGAGCGUGGGGCUGUUGUGCAGAAGAACCUUCAAAAUAUUUUACAGAAUUCAGUAACCUGUGAAAAUAACAUUUUCACAUCUACAUCCAAAAAGGAAAUGACAAAUCUUUUAAAGUCCAAUCACUGUUUUGCUGUUCCUAAACCUGUUAGAUGGGGGAAACAAAAUCAGUGUAAAACUGGCCCUGCCCCAAAAAUGCAAGGGAAGUUUGAUGAUUCCCACAAAGAUAAGAUGACGGAUGUAGUUGGGACAAGUUGUGUGAUCUCACAAAACAUUUUCAGCCCAAAUGUUCUUUCUUCUAAACCCAAACCAGCCAUCACUAAACCCGUCAGGCCUCUGAGUUCACCUUUUAUCAUUUACUCUGAACCGGAAAAACGCACCGCCGCUUCUUUCCCUUCACGUGCAUCAUCUGGUUCUCUCCACACACCCAACAACGUCCUCACCACGUUAUCAACCAAUUCCUUCUCUCGUGUUAACAAUUCCCGUGUCUCCGGGACAACUAGAGGGCAAAAGGUGACCUCCCCACUGUGCGCCUGUGGCAGGCGUGCAAAGCGGCAGGUUGUGUCGAACGGUGGUCCAAACCACGGAAGAGGGUUUUACUGCUGUCCGGUCCGCCGCUCAGGUGGAAAAGGCAAGAUGGAGAAAAGGUGUGAGUUUUUUAAGUGGGAGUCAGCUCUGAUGCAGACUAGUUCAGGGGGAGCUGCUGUUUUCAGGUCUUCUGUGUCAUUUUGUCAGACAAACUCCUCUCUAUCUCACUAUCAGCCACACAGAGCUCAGCUAAGAAAGAGCUGUUGAAGAUCAAGCUGUAACCAGUCACACAUCAAAAACAUUACAAUCAUUACUUUAUGAACUUUUUACGAGUUUUUUGUAACAUAUUUUUGAGAAAAGUGACCUAACUAUGGCAAUCAAAGAAAUGUAGUUUUGGAUAUUUGUUUUGUUUUUUAAAUUAAUAACAAUUAACUACAGAUGUAAAUAUGUACAACAGAUUUCAGCUUUAGAUUUAAAAUAACAAACAAAACUAUGUAUUCAUCAAUUAAUAUUAAAUUUGGUCUUUAAAAUUUUAAGAAUGUGUAAGCUUUUAAGUUUUUUGAGAUUUGUAAAUGUUAUUUUUAUUAGGAAUAUAUUUUUACUACUUAAUUUUAAACUAUGAAAUUUAGUUUUUAUUAGGAAUAUAUUUUUAUUAAUCAAUUUUAAACUGUUUAUGAAAUGGAGUUAAAUAAAAAGUACCUUAUUAAACAUAACUUCAUUGUCUUUUCAGUAUGAAAUGUAUAAAUGAGUCAAAUGAAAUAAAUAAAAAGGGGA